GCUGUCCCUGGCUAGCUCUGUUAACUGCGGGGCUCCGCUCUCCGCCCGCUCCACGCCCGAGAAGAGACGGUGCUGGAGGCUUGGCCGCUGCGCGAGGCCGGGGCCUCCAGCCGCCUGACGUCCGGGCCCAGCUCAUUGUGACGCCGGGCGCUGCCCGGGGGGCGGUCGGGCGGCUGGGCCGGGCGCGCCAUGCGCAGGCUGGCAGCUUUCAGCCCCCGGGGCGCCUCCUGCCCCCCGGAGCCGCCUCCCUCGGGCUCCCCGCUCCCUCCCGCCGCCCCUUUCUCCCGCUUCCCUUUGCUGCCGGGGAUCGGGGCCGCCCCGCCGCCGCAGCGCAUGGCCGGCCAGUUCGGGAGCAUCCUGGUCGGCUCCUACCUGGAGAUCAAGCGCAGCGAUGGGCGCAUCCACCCGGCGCUGGUCACGGCGCUGCACCGGGACAGCUCCAGCCUCACCGUGGAGUGGGUCGAGCAGGGGGCCAACAAGGGCAAGAGGGUGGAGCUGCAGCUCGCCUUCGCCCUCAACCCCCACCUGGCCCCCGCCGCGCCCUGCUCCGCCCAAGGCGACCAGAGCCUCCCGGCCGAGCCGGCGGCCACGCCCGCCAAGCUGGAGCUGCCCGGCGGGGACCGCGGGGAGCCGGAGCCCGGCCGGCCCCGCGUGGGGCGCGGCAGCCCCUGCAGGAAAUCGCCGUGCGUGCGGCAGGUGGAGCGGCUGCAGGAGCUGCGCCAGAAGCGGCGGCUGCAGCAGCGGGAGCUGCGGGAGCAGCGGGCCCAGCAGGCGGCCGGCUCGCCGCACCCCAACUACGAGGUGAUCUGCAUGAUCCAGGAGUACCGGGGCCGCCUGCCUGGCGGGGCGCUGGGGGGCCCCGAGCCCGGCCCCCGCCAGCACCGGAUCCGCGUCUGCGUCCGCAAGCGGCCGCUCAACCCGCGGGAGGCCGCGCUGCAGGACUUCGACGUGGUGACCGUCCCCUGCCGGGGCGUGGUGGUGGUGCACGAAGCCCGGCAGAGGCUGGACCUCAGCCGCUACUUGGAGAGCCAGACCUUCCGCUUCGACCACGCCUUCGACGACAGCGCCCCCAACGAGCUGGUGUACCGGCACACGGCCCAGCCGCUGGUGGAGAGCAUCUUCCGCGGCGGCAUGGCCACCUGCUUCGCCUACGGCCAGACGGGCAGCGGCAAGACCCACACCAUGGUGGGGGACCUCUCGGCCAAGGGCCAGGGCUGCCCCAAGGGCGUCUACACCCUGGCGGCCCAGGAUGUCUUCUGCUGGCUGCAGGAGCCCAGCUACAAGCAACUGGAGCUCCAGGUCUACGGGGCUUUCUUCGAGAUCUAUGGGGGCAAGGUGUACGACCUGCUCAACUGGAGGAACCGGCUGAAGGUGCUGGAGGACGGCAAGCAGCAGAUCCAGGUGGUGGGGCUCCAGGAGGAGGAGGUCAGCUGCGUGGAGGAUGUCAUGAAGCUCAUCGAGAUGGGCAACCGGUGCAGGACGUCGGGCCAGACCUCUGCCAACACCCACUCCUCCCGCAGCCAUGCCAUCUUCCAGAUCAUCCUCCGGAAGAGAAGGAAGCUUCACGGCAAGUUUUCCCUGAUUGACUUGGCUGGGAAUGAGAGAGGAGCAGACACCGGCAGUGCGGACAGGCGGACGAGGCUGGAAGGGGCUGAGAUUAACAAGAGUCUCCUGGCGCUCAAGGAAUGCAUCAGGGCCCUAGGACGCAACAAAGCCCAUACCCCGUUCAGGGCUAGCAAACUCACCCAGGUUUUAAGGGACUCGUUCAUAGGGGAGAACUCAUGCACCUGCAUGAUCGCCACCAUUUCUCCAGGGAUGAGAUCCUGCGAGCACACUCUCAAUACUCUAAGGUACGCCAACAGGGUGAAGGAACUGACCGUAGAUCCUAAUUCCCUUGGACAGUCACAUCCAAUCAUCACCCAGUUCCCAUAUCAGCUGGAUGACCUGAAGAAACCGUGGACUGUACAGAGCUUGCCUGAGACAGAUGAGUUCAAAGUAUUUUGUGUACAGAAAGAGGAGGAAGUCUCUCCUCAGUUGUUUACUUUCAAUGCCAGAGAGAAAGCCCAGAAGAAAAGAAAAGAGUUGGAUGAGAAAGCACUUAUAGAGGAGCACCAGGAGUCUCUCCGAUGGUUGAAAGUAUUCCUGGAAGUGGCUGAAGAAAUAGAUUAUGACGUGGAUUUUUAUGCUGCACAGUUUGAAGCAGUCCUGGGGCAAAAGAUUGGCAUUCUGACUGAGAUCCAAGAUAAAGUGAAAUCAUUCCGGUCAAUCCUACGUAAGGAACAACAUGGCGGCAACCAGAUCAGUGUGAAGAGAUCCCGUGUUCUGUAAAUUGAGCGGAAAGAUUGUAAACUACUGUAAGAUGGCAAUUGUUAUGAUACUGUGGCUCUAGCCACCCAACAACUUGAUUGCUUAAAGGAUACUUAAAAGAUGUCUGUGGGAAUGUCCUGUUUGUUUUUCUCUUGAACGG
This is a messenger RNA of Chelonia mydas (Green sea turtle), 2467 nucleotides long. RefSeq names its product kinesin family member 2B (gene KIF2B). The coding region runs from base 190 to 2328 and encodes 712 amino acids. Gene Ontology annotation, biological process: microtubule-based movement. The record is from RefSeq and is a predicted model, not a curated record. Lineage: Eukaryota; Metazoa; Chordata; Testudines; Cheloniidae. The transcript has a single exon. Gene Ontology annotation, molecular function: microtubule binding; microtubule motor activity; ATP binding.